AUGAAUUGGUCAUCAUGUUCACCUGAUAUUAUUUUUUUAAUCUUCAAGAAAUUAGACAACAAAUCACUGCUCACUUGUCUCGCUAUUUGCCAAUUAUGGCGAGAUGUUGCUUACUAUAUUAUAGAGACCAAAGAUAAUAUGUGGCAAAGCCUUGCAGAGGAUACCCUGUAUAACAAAGCAAUAUGUUUCAAGCAAAAGUCUACUCUUUCUUGGCAAGAGAUAUGUUUCAAUUCUUUGUUGUGGAUCAACCUGAACACAAUAAAAGUAAAACUUGAUAAAACUUGGGUCCUGAAAAGAGAGAACAUAAAAGCUAUCCAUAUGUAUAAAGAUCAAAUUAUUAUUAUUUAUGAUUCUAUUGCGGAGUACUUCAAUGUGAAAACUUCAUCAAGGGUUGUGAAAAAACCAUCUUUGAUAGAUUCUCAAGAAACGGAGCACAUUACUAUUUCGCUUAUGACUGGAAAUGAAUUAAGCAUUAGCUUUAAGCACAAUUCCACCAGAUAUUCACCUUUAUGCUAUGUUUUUAAGUUAAUCGACGAUCGCUGCUUCGUCAUAGACAGUAAAAACAAUCUAUGGCGCUACAAAUGUUGCGGCCGGGGCUAUGGGGUGCGUUUCAUAAUGCGCACGUAUGACUCGCCCGGUUCGAUUUUGACAUUAAACGUGUUCGACAAAGAUGUAUAUAUUUUAACAAACAACGGCAUCAUAUUGAACGUGCUGGAAUGGGGCUUGCACUACUGUAGCGUUGGCAAAGUGGAACAGCCGAACUUUUAUAACAGCCCCGUGAUAGUUAUGUUCCUGAAGCACAGUAUCGUUUAUAGUGUGCCAUGCCAAAGCGAAACGGACACAAUGAGCGUCUCCAAGAUUGGUGAUACGGAAGAGGUGUUAAUUGAGUGUCCCGGGAUGACCUGCGCAACACCACACGGUGAACUGCUGCUACUUGGAUACGAAGAUGGGACCGUAGAAAUAUGUUACCCGCAGAAACUUUUGAGUAACACGAGUUCGAAUUUAAAGUUCAAUAUUAAGGAUCUCGUCGGAAAUACUUUAGAAAAAGUGGCAAUCGUAGCGCUAGACGUGUACGAGGCAGAGGGCGCCCAAUAUCUGUUCGUAGCGACGCAAUGCGAUGUAUACAAGGUGAUAUUGCACCACGAAAAAGUGUUUUUCUCUAAACGUUGUAUAAUU
This is a messenger RNA of Iphiclides podalirius (scarce swallowtail), 1176 nucleotides long. NCBI's taxonomy places the organism in Eukaryota, Metazoa, Arthropoda, Insecta, Lepidoptera, Papilionidae. The record is from the annotation of a GenBank genome assembly.